This is a messenger RNA of Papilio polytes (common Mormon), 2920 nucleotides long. RefSeq names its product WD repeat and HMG-box DNA-binding protein 1 (gene Ctf4). Gene Ontology annotation, cellular component: nuclear replication fork. Gene Ontology annotation, biological process: DNA-templated DNA replication; DNA repair; mitotic cell cycle. Gene Ontology annotation, molecular function: protein binding; chromatin binding. NCBI's taxonomy places the organism in Eukaryota, Metazoa, Arthropoda, Insecta, Lepidoptera, Papilionidae. The transcript is spliced from 16 exons. The record is from RefSeq and is a predicted model, not a curated record. Bases 67 to 2838 code for a protein of 923 amino acids.
AUAAAUAAAUUAGUAAGAAAGUAAAUUGUGUGAUUUUGUAAUUAUUUUCUUUUGAUUUAAGUAAAAAUGAAAAUUGAAAGUAAGCCUUUAAGGUACGCUCAUGCUGAAGGACACACAGAUGUAUGUUUUUCUGAAGAUGGACAGCACAUAAUAACGUGUGGACACGAUGGUGAUGUACGGAUUUGGCUUGGUAUUGAAGACGACGACCCAAACUCCCACUGUGUCGGGGAAAGCGCGCUCGCCGUGUGUUUUAAGGAUAAAAGAUUAUAUGUGGCAAAUGACAACCAUGCAGUUCAAGCAUAUACUUUCCCAGCAUUUGACAAAGAUGGUAUUGUCACCAGAUUUACAGCACCAGUCACUCAAAUUAUGUCAUCACCGCAAAUUGAGGUAUUGGGUUGUUGUUCAGAGAACAUGGAGGCUAAAAUUUGUAACUUGGAAGGCGGUGCUCCCUUAUUUGUAAUGACUGAACACAAGGGUCCAGUGCUGAGUGUUGCCAUAUGUCCCCAUAUGAAGUAUGCGGCUACUGCUUGUGGAGAUGAGUUGUUAAGAAUAUGGGACAUAGAUACACAGAAAGUUGUCAAGGAAGUAACCUGUGUGCCUAAAAUAAACACUUUCUAUGCAGCAAAAGUAUUAUGUCGAAUAAGUUUCGAGCCAUCAGAAGGAAAGUAUUUGGCUUAUCCAAGUAAUAGAGAGAUAAUAUUACUGGACUGUGAAAGUUGGGGACAAAGGCUUACUUUUACACAUAGUUUGAUAAAAUGUGCAAUUUCCCAAUGCCUUUUCUCCCCCUGUGGUCAGUACAUAGCCGGGAGUACAGUUGCUGGUCAGAUAGCUGUAUGGGCAGUACAAACUGGCACUUGUAUAGGCAUUAUUGAACAUCCAACAUCACAUAAUGUAUCAGCUAUGGCUUGGAGUCCCAAAGGUAAUGGGGUACUAGCAUAUUGUGAUAUUGCUGGUCAAUUGGGAAUGCUAGUGAACUGUUAUGGACAAGACAGUAGUAAAGUAAAUGGUGAUUCUGAAGAUGUUGAAAUGGUAGAGAAAGAUGAUAAUGAGGAACUAGUAGAUAAUCUAAUACAUAACUAUGAGAGUGAUGAUGAUAACGCAAUAUCAUUGGAGAAGUUAAAGAACGAGACUCUCGGAUUGCACACGGAGGAGUUUCGUCCUCAGUCGCAGCUGGCGGCGCCCGCGCCGGCCGGCGUGCCCCCGCAGCCGCCCUUCCAGCCCUCCGCCACGCCCGCACACUUGGAGCACAGAUAUAUGUGUUGGAAUGAUGUUGGUAUAGUGAGAUGCCACACUGCGGAGAAUGGGGAGUCGAGUAUCGACAUUGAGUUUCAUGACUCCAGUUUGCAUCAUGGAAUUAAUUUAAAUAACUAUUUGAACCAUACAAUGGCCAGUUUAUCCUCUACAGUUUUAGCUCUGGCUUGUGAGACACCUAGUAAACUAGUAUGUAUAUCGUUGAUGGGUAGUAGUAAGGAAUGGAGUAUUGCAAUGCCGGAUACAGAAGAGAUCUUAUGCGUGUCGGCGAGCAGCGCGCUCGUCGCCUGCGCCACUGACGCACGACUGUUACGACUCUUCACUACCAUGGGCACGCAAAGACAGGUAAUCUCAUUACCGGGGCCAGCGGUGGCAUUAUCAGGAUUCAACACGACAAUCCUCGCCGUAUACCACAGCACGGACCCGGGAUUGUCCGACCAGCAUCUCGCGAUGGAUAUCAUAGCUCUAAACGGUCGACAAGUACGAAGCAAAACAGUCCAUCUACCAUUAACGCCAGGGUCUAGAUUAGCGUGGCUGGGCUGCACGGACGUAGGCUCGCCGUGCACGUAUGACACCGCUGGCGUACUGCGCCUCUAUGACAUUGCCAGUGGCAUUUGGAUACCUGUGUGUGACAUCAAUACUCACGCUAAAGGCGCCUCUGAUUCCUGGUUUAUUGUGUCUAUAAGCGAGCCUACACAAACAGUGAGAGUGAUUCUCUGCAGAGGUACUUCUUAUCCUCUUACUGUUCCAAGACCUAUUGUUACUGAAAUACCAUUGCAAAUACCAGUGUGCGAGGUGGAGAGUGAGAAGUCGCAGUACGAGGAGCAGCUGGUGCGGUGGGCGCACUGCGCCGCUGAUGUCGACGUCAAGGCUGCUAGAGAGACCGCUCUCAAGUUAUUUGCUUUGGCGUGUCGCAGUGAGAUCGAACAAAGAGGGUUAGAACUGAUGGAACUAUUGAAAGAUGAGAAGUUGCUGCCAUUAGCAGCUAAAUACGCGUCUCGCUUAGGUCGUGUGCACUUAGCUGACAAGUUGUCAGACCUGGCCGACAGAUGGCGUGAGGCUGAGCUGGUUGUAGCUCACACACACUUCCAAGAGUUGGAGUCGCAGACGAACGACACACAAGAGGAGAUCAAUUCCAGUAUUAUCAUACCUCAGAGAAUUAAAAAGAAAGUUGAUAGUGUACCUAUUAAACCAGUGCCAAUAAAAUCAUCACCUAUGGGCAAAAGGAAUCCUUUCAGAAAACAACAAGAUACUAUCAAAAGUGCACAGAAUCCAUUGAGUUUAACGGACAGGACUUUAGUUGAGGUUCACACGAACCCGGAAAGCACAGAGAAUAAUGAUCCUUUAACACCGCUGGAAGGUGAAACCUUUGUUAUCUGGUUCUCACGUAACAAAAGUACACUGGAAGAACAGCAUCCGGAGCUGACACCUUCAGAGCUGACCCGCCAAGGAGUCAGGAUGUUCAAGAGCAUACAGAAUGUACCUGAAGGUCCACAAAAGAGGAAACUGGAAGAUUCCACCGAUGGAUCACCGGUUAACGCCCCUAAGCAAUCAAAACUCAGCGCUUUUGCCUUUCAGAAAAAAUGACCAUAGAUUAGAUUUUAUAAUUUAUUAAUUUUAUUGUAAAAAGAUUUUUAUAUUUAAUGACAAGAUCAAUUAUGUAAAAAAA